Tricharina praecox is the source of this 721-nucleotide messenger RNA. RefSeq lists its product as uncharacterized. The transcript has a single exon. Bases 185 to 535 code for a protein of 116 amino acids. Lineage: Eukaryota; Fungi; Ascomycota; Pezizomycetes; Pezizales; Pyronemataceae. The record is from RefSeq and is a predicted model, not a curated record.
GGGGGGGGGGGGAGGGGGGGAUGUCGAUGAUGUCGGACGAUGCGUUGUGUGGAUCGUGGCUGUCCAACCAGGCGGAUGAAGCAGGCUGCGUGUGACGACUCCGAGGGGACCAACCAAAUGGAUCUCGAGCGACGAUGGUAGCGGAGAGGGCGGCCGGGAGAUGGAGAGAUAGGUGAGUAAGUGGAUGUGCCGACUCGGAAUAAUGGUGGUUCGCUAUAGGCUUCUCUCUCUCUGGUGGGGGUUCUGGCUCGUGGGGUGUCGGUCCGCGUUCACCCUCCGGACUCGACAACCGAAAUCGAUUAGUAGUGGCUGGAGUGGGAGUGUUCGAUCGAACACGGGAGGCCGUGUGAAUGCCCAGGCUCGUUGGACUUGUUGGCUUGUCGCUGGCUCGUCCUGUCCUGCGCGUUCUCUAUUUCCUCCUCCUUCGAGUCCGUCUCGCUGCUGUCUGCUGUCGCUCGCUCGUCGGUCCGUCCGAAUUGGCUCCAAUCGCAGGCGGUCUGAGGGUGUCGAUGUGAGCGAUCCGGUGUCGGUGUGAGCGAUUCGAUGGCGAUACCGUAAUGGCGACUAUCACGAUCGGUGCUGUUGCAAUGUCGUAGUAUGUAUUUUUGGCUUUCGCGGGGAGAGAGAAGAAACAACCCUCCUUCACCGUCUUCGUCUUCUUCUUCGUCUUGUCGCCCACGAUGCCCCGGGGCACCCGGGGUACAAGUACUCUACUCCACCA